CAGACAUCCUGUCGCAGAAGGGUCUCACAGCACUGUUUUUCCAUUGGCCUGAGUAGAUGUUUGAGGUGUUCUGAUUCAGAGAGGGGGACUUGCUUGGUCAGUCUGCGGUCGCUGGAGUAUUCCCUGUGCCUCUUCCACUGUGUUCAGCGCUUUUAGGACUCCAACACCGAGGACACUCUCAUAUUCUGCUCAGAUAUGAGUGGCCGUAUUAAUGCACUGGUGCGGGACUUCCUGACUGAUGUGCACCAGAUGUGCAGCGCAGCGGCGGAGGAGGAUCAGGAGGAGGGUUGCAUGUUGAAGCUAAGCGAGUACCUGCUCAGAGGGCGGGGUUUCCUGCUACUCAACACCAUGGAUCAUGUCAUGGACCAGGAGCUGUUGGGCCAGGAGGAGCUGUUGAAGUUGCUGCUGUCCCUGCUGCCUCUGGUGUGGAGGAUACCUUUACAGAACCAACCAGAAUACACGCUGUCUUCACUACCCAAAGUGUUUCUCUGGCCUGAGGGGAAGGUGUUCCUGCUGAGACCAGGGAAGGAGAAGGCUGUCCCAGAAGCACAAGAAGCUAGAAGGUCACAGUGCCAGCUCAGGACCUCCCAACGUCGUGUGUUGAGGAAUAUACGCCUGUCCCAGCUGAGCAGUUCCGAUUCUGACACCCCUGCAGAUAAGCCCGUCAGCUUUGAGGGUAAACGUCACCGAUCCUGUCGAUCGACCCUGCCAGUCAGCUCCCAGGCCUGCCGUACGAAAGCCCCAAACGCACCGCCUCCCGACAUAGAAACCAUGAGCGCUCCAGAGCGCCUGGACCUCCAGCAGAGGCCUGACAGCGAGCUGCUCAUAGAGCCCGCUGCUCUGUCCAUCUUUAAUGGCAUGGAGCAGUCACCCCUGGACCUCUGCCACGUCCUGCUCUCCUUGCUGGAAAAGGUCUGCAAGUUUGACAUGAGCCUCAACCACAACCCCGGGCUGGCCAUCAGCGUGGUGCCCACCCUCACCCAAAUGCUGGUGGAGUUUGGGGACUGCUGUGGACCGGGGAGCGGCGGGGCGGAGGACCUGGCUCAGGGCUGGACGGAGGAGCCGGUCGCCCUGGUGCAGAGGAUGCUGCUGCGCUCAAUCCUGCACCUGAUGUCCUUGGGCGUGUACCAGGGGGAGGAGCUGCCCCAACACCUCCGCAGGAACCUGACCGGCUUGCUGCAGGCCACCCUGAAGAUCCGCAGCUGCCUGGAGCGGCAGGCCAACCCCUUCGCCCCACGCCCCAAAAAGACCCUGCAGGAGGUACGGGAUGAUUUUUCUUUCUCCCGGACCCGCCACCAGGCGCUGCUGAUGCCAGAUCUCCUGGCUGGGGUUCUGCAGGUAUUGCUGGGCUCCCUGCAGGCCUCUGCCCCAAACCCCUUCUUCUUCAGCCAGGCGGUGGAGCUGCUGCAGGAGUUCCUGCAGCACCGUGGCCUGAGGCUGCUGGAGUGCGCCGUGCUGCAGCUGGAGCAGCCUGCCAUCCGGGAGUCUUCUGUGAGCGAGGAGGCAGCCAUACGCUCACGCGAGAUCAUCGCCGCCACGCUGAACAUUGUCACCGCCAUCAAGAAGACCAAGUCUGAGCAGCAGCACCAAUCCGUGUGUGCCCGGCAACACCACGGCCGCUGCCAGUACUCCCAGUUCCUGCAUCACCACCAUGACCUCUCAGGCCCACCUGCCUCCUCCUUAACACAGACCGCUCACCAAAACCCCUUCCAGGAGGACAUGCUGGGUGAGGAGGCACCCUACCCUGAGCGCUGCUGCUGUCUGGCAGCCGUCUCCCAGCAGUGCCUGCACCUCCUCCGGCUACUGCCGGCCAACAGCACCCCCUCCCUGCAGAUGGAGGCUGGGCUGCAGGCUGUGGGGAUCUGCUGCUGCAUGGACCCCAGCUCCGUUGUGGGCCCCCUCCUGCACCUCCUGGGCCUCCGCAGCCCGGGAAGCCCGCGGGCCAGCGUGCUUAACCUCCUCAGCCAUCUGCUGCUGGAGCAGCUGGGGGCGGGGCAAACUACACAGGCAGCCAAUCAGGUGGCCUGUAACAUCUGUACUCUGGACAGCAGCCAGUUGCCGGGCCUGGAGGCAGCCCUGAAGGGGGGUCCUGCUUCCCCGCCUUCUCCUGGCUCUCAGGGUGUCCUGUCCAGAGAGGGGGCGGGGGGCGUUGAGGACCUCCUGUGUAAGUGGGAGGCUCUGGCAGCCUAUCAGGACCAGGCAUUCAGCGAGGACCAGCAGCUCAGCCUGCUUAUGGCGGCUCACGUGCGCCAGCUGGUCCUGCGGGGAAACCCGGUGGUGUGCUGGCAGCUCUACAGCCACAUCUUCAGCCCCCUGCUACAGCGGGGCGUGGAGCUUGUCCACCAUGCCCAGCAGCUGGGUGUGUCCACCAGCUGUGCCCAGGCCUGCAGCUACCACAGCCAGUGCCUGAACAUAGAGGUGCUGCAGGUAUACAUACGCACACUGCCUGCAUUACUGCAGUCCAGAAUGACUUGGAACCUGUUCCUGAGCUGUAAUGGACUGAACCAGGUAACAGAGCUGGUGUACCUGGAUGCCACACGGCCCUGGGCCCUCAAGGUGUUUGAGAUGUUCAUCCUGAGUGAGUCAGAGGAGCAGAGUGACACCAUGCCGCAGGACCCAGUCCCCACGGAGACAGGGGCCACAGAGGGAGUGGGGGGGUCUCCCUCCACAUUGUGUGAGGGUCUGAGGGACAGGCAGAGCCACCAGAGCAGGGAGGUGGUGGGGAUGGGGUUGGGGCACAGUGGGGACGACACUCAUCUCAGCACCAUCCAUCUCUUCCUGCGCAUGGCCUUCCUGUGCGUCAGCAGGGACUCUGACUCAGACCGUGACUCCGCCAACGACUCGGAGGACACGUCCGGCUAUGACAGCACGGCCAGCGAACCUCGGGCCGCCUGUCUGCCCCGCCUCUCCCCUGACCGCCUGGCUCUGCCGUCAGGUGACCAGGUUCGGCGUGCGGCCGAUGUGUGGACUGUGUGCCGAGCGGUUUACCUGUCCAGCAGCACCUUCCAGAGGCAGUUCUACAGGCUGGGGGGGCUGGAAGUCUGCCCCCACCUUAUUACCCUGGUCAUCCAGACUCUGGCCUCUAAGACCUGGGACAGCAGAGCCAGGAGGAGGGAGCCCAGGGGGAAAGCCGUUCCUGCACACCCAGACACAGCCCAGGGUUCUGCUGAUCCCCCCGGCCCAGAGCGAGGUGAGGCCCCAGCCAGAGACGGCCUUCGGGGGCCAGAGGAGGAGUGGGCUCUGGAUAGCUUGCGGCUGCUGGAGGUUCUCAUAUCCAUAUGUCUGCACAGCUGUAGCAUGGCCCAGCAUAAGAAUGAGCCUCAUCUGCCCCCUCAGUUGCAGUCAGUAGAGAAGGUUCUGGCUGGGGUGAGAGACCAGCUCUGUGGUUUGGGUGUAGUGGAUACUGACCUGGCAAUCCCACUAUUUGACUCUUUGCUGCGAGUGGCCCUGUGCUCCAGCUCCAGGUGUGAGGCCACAGAGGAGAAGAAUGCACUGUCCUUGUGGGAGGAGGAGUUUGUACCUCCUACAGGAGAUCUCUCAGAGGAGACAGAGGGGCCACAGGGAGGAGAAUUUAGGACCCUAGGGGGAGAGGAAGGAUACGAGGCUGACAGUGAGAGCGAUCCAGAGUAUAACAUCCACCCAGCAGGUGAAGAGAAAAGGUUGGCUCAAGUAUGGAGAAGCGUGUUUGGGAUGAAUUCAGAAGGUCGCGGCAGGGAGGAGCUGCUGUUUCCGGAGAUCUGCACCAUGGAGCUACAGCUUCUUUCUGCUUCUUCCCCAAACCUGGAGGUCCUCCUCCACGUCCUGCACAGCCUGCUGGGAGUGGUGCGCAAAAACCCCCAUAAUGCUACGCUCCUGUACCAACAGGGGGCUGUGGAGACCAUUUUGGGAGGAUUCCAGAACAUUCUGAAUGAGUCUGACUCUUCCUUUCAAGCAUGUCAGGUAGUGCUGGUGGAGCUGCUGGUAGCCAUGGUAAGGGAUCACAUCACAGCAGAAGAAGUAGCCCUGUUGAUCCGGCUGUUCCUGGAAAAAGAGACUCCCACAGAUGUGGUUCUGAAGGGGAUCCUGCACAUUGUCCAGGCCAACAUGGACAUGGAAUCUCUACAUUUCCUGUCUUUCCCGCUGCUACCCAACACAUCCUGCCCAGGUCCCAGACAUAGCCGGGGUGGCAGAGCGUGGAAGGGAAAACCGUCCCUGGGGGGCAGGGAGGGGAGCGGGGAGACUCGCCCAGCACACCAGCUCACCUCUCCCUGGUAUGUGGCCCCCAUCCACCUACCUCUGGUGGGGCAGAACUGCUGGCCACACAUAGCCGAUGGCUUCAGCCUGUCACUCUGGAUGAGGGUUCCAUUCACUGCACAGGAAAUCUCUGCCCACUUGGACAGGAAGUCUAUGAGAUCUACAAAGUUCAGGGACAGCAAGGAGGACAGCACAGAGCAGGAGAAGUGUCCCUCAGUGGGGCGCCGGGGGACACUUCCGGGAGACUCGCUGGUGGAGGAGGGCUUUCUUCACAUUGCCUCACUGGGCUCCAAGGCUCUCAUGCUUCAACUGUGGGCCCACUUGUCCACCGGAACCUUUUUAUUCAGGAUUUCUGUUGACCCUAAUGAUGAGAUGAAAGCAGGUCUGCUAGCCCAAGCAGAAUCUGGGGAGGGGCUCCUGGUUCCAGGCCAGUGGCAGCAUGUUGCCCUCACCUACACCCAGCAGCCUGAAGGCAAGAAGAACGUCAGCAGCACCCUGGUGCUCUGGGUGUGCGGCGUCAGGAAAUGUGAGCUGUCUCUGGACUACACUCUCCCCAGGAAGUCCAGCCUGUCCACAGACACAAAGACCUUCUGUCUACUUGGACACUACCUGCCCUGUGCAGAUGAGCUGGACAGACAGAAAGCAUGCUGGGAUAUGGGCUGUGUGAUGCUCUUCAACGGCUCUAGGGUGAGUCUAGAGGAAGCCUUUUACCUGUACGCUUGUGGGCCGGACUGUACCUCCGUCAUACCCUGCAAGUAUGGCACCCCCAGCCCAAAGGUGUCCAGGUACAUGACCCAGGAGGGCCUGCAGGACUGGGACAUGGUAUCCAGGAGCAGGGCAGGGGGACCCGACACUGCAUCACUCAUUGAGGGUUUGGCGGUAGUGUACAUCCCAAGCUGCCCCAGUCAGUACUCUAUCUACGAGCCACUCGCAGGGCUGAAGGGACAGCCCAAGAUGGCAGUGACUCAGCGGACUUUGAGCACUAAGAUGGCGCAGAGCAAUGUGCUGGAGCCCCAGGCCCUCCGCACCCUGAGGCCCAGCGAGUCCCAGGGGCUGCAGAGCGUUCUGCACACCAUCGGGGGCGCAGGCACCUUCAUAUUCCUCUUUGCCAGGGUUGUGGAGCUGAGUGACAGUGAGCAGACCCAGGCUCUGGUCUUGCAGAUCCUGCUGUCUCUGGUCAAACAAAAUCAGCACCGAGUCCAGGAGAUGGACAGCUGCCAUGGUUACUCCAUGAUCCACCAGGUUCUCAUCAACACCAAGUGCAUUGUGGGAUACCAUAUACUUAAGGCUGUGCUGGAUGGCUGCUGCAGUCAGGAGAUCCUCACUGUCAGCGAGGAUGGGCACUUCUGUCUGAACACUGAGUCCACAGCGGUGGUGCAGGACCUGAGACUGCUGUCUGUUGUGCUGCUGGACUGGAAGAUCUGGUCCCGGGCUAAGGAUGGGGUAUGGGAGACCCUGCUGGCAGCUCUAGAGAUCCUCAUCAGGGUGCACCACCCCCAGCAGUCUUUCAACAUCCAGCAGCUACUCAAGGCCCAGGUGGUCCACUGCUUCCUGCUCACCUGCCAAGUGCUGCAGGAGCAGCUGACCCCCAUUUCCCAGGAGGUCUGUCUGUCCUUCACUAAGAUCAUUCAGGAAGUGCUGGGCUCCCCUCCAGACCUGGACCUGCUCCGGCUCAUCUACAACUUCCUGUUGGCUGUGCACCCACCCACAAAGACCCACGUGUGCCACACCCCCACCAGCUUCUACUUCUACCUGCACAUUGAUGGUAACCUGCACAAGGAGAAGGUGCAGUCCAUAGUCUCUCUGAGACAGUUGAGCAGGGGGGAGCAGUCCUCCAGCAGUUCUGUCCUCUCCUCCUCACCCAUCAGCUUCACUGCAGCACAGCCCCAAGAUCCAGUUCCACCACCCUCUCCAGAACAGGACGGUGAGGAUCAGCCUCUGCCCCCCUCCAGUGACGCUCCAUCGCCCCCCUCCUCCCCAUCGCUGUCUCAUGGGGAGGGUGACGGGGGCCCCUCAGGAUCUCACCAGAGCAGCACGGAGACGGUGAGGAGGGAGGGCGGUGAGGCGCUUCUGAGCAGCAGUGACUCAGGCAGCACCGUGUGUGACCUGCGGAGAGCCGGGGGCGUGAGGGACGCGUCCCCCGUCAGUGUGGAGGAGGAGCCGGAGGAGGGAGAUGUGGCUGAACGCUUUGAUUCAGCCAGUGUGGAGGUACCGUGCAGGCCUGACAGCCUGCAGCGUCUCCACUCUCCCCAGAGGAGGAACAGCGCCUUCACCAGCCUGGGCCUGGCUUUCCCCACCCACAACGGCACCCUGCCAAUCACCCGCAGGAGCAGCCUGGUCUUCCCCGCCCACAACAGUGCCCCGCCAAUCACACGCAGGUGCAGCCUGGCUUUCCCCGCCCACAACGGCGCCCAGCCAAUUACGCGCAGGGACAGCCUGGCGUUCCCCACCCACAACUGCAGCAUGGCUGACAGCGGGAUGCUGCCCAUGACCUGGGAGAGCUACGCCUACAGGCCCGGCUACCAGGCCUACAGCAGGGCCGGCUCCACUGACAGGUCUGCUGUGGAGGACUGCCUGGUGCUCAUGUGCUGUGGGCUAUAUGAGCUCCUGAAGGGAACCCUGCUGCUGCUGCCAGACCGCAUGCUGGACCAGGUCAUGGACAAGCUCAUCCAGCCCCAAGCGCUCAUGGUCCUGAUCAACCACUCAUCACCUCUCAUCCAGCUGAGCGUCAUGAAGUUGCUUGAUGCUUACUUCAUUCGGGCCACUAAGGAGCAGAAGGAGAAGUUUGUGAAGGGGCAGGGCUUCUCCCUGCUGGCCAAUCAGCUGUACCAGCAGCAGGGCUCCCAAGAGCUUCUGGAGUUCUGCCUGGAGAUGCUGUUUGGUCGCCCCGUAGGACUGGAGGACGAGCUGGAUCUAGAGGACACAGACAGCACAGACCCGUUCAGGAAGCGCUGCAUCAUCCCGCUGCUGGGGCUGAUAGAGAACUCCCUGUAUGAGAGCACGUUGCUCCACAGCGCCCUGAGCGUCCUGCGACAGCUGCUCAAUGCCUGCCCCAAACUGGGGGACAUCCUGCUGGACCAUGGCCUGCUGUAUGUGCUGCUCAACACGCUGGCCACCCUCAACGGCCUGGAGGACGGAAUGGCUCUCAAUGAAUACAGGCUCCUGCUGUGUGACAUCCAGCAGCUGUUGGUGGCUGUGACCGUCCACUCCUGCAGCUCCUCGGGGUCCCAGUACUUCCGCAUCAUGGAGGACCUGAUCACCCUGCUGGGCCACCUGCACAGCAGCAGUGUCCAGCGCACACGGGAGAUGGCCGUGGUCCUGCAGUUCAAAGUCCUGCAGUCGGCCAUCGAGUUCAUCCGGACCACAGCCAAUAAGGAUGCUCCAAAUGAGAGCAGUUCUGAAGACCCGCCUCCCUCUCCACGCCGGUCUCUUCAGCAGAAACGCAGGAGCAUAGCAGGUUCUAUGGCCACCAAAGACUCCCUUUUCCCACGAAUACCACGGCAGCACUAUUGUUCAUACGGACAGAUUCCACUCCCAUCCCCCUUCAGUUUCCUGUCCCAGGACUGCCCCCUUCCCUCUCCCACAGGGACCACCUCUUUCCUGCUUCCCGCUGAUGCAGGCCGCCGUCGGCUCUCGAUGGUGCAGUCGGACUCCCUGCUGACGCGUGUGCGCUCGAUGGCGGGGGAUGAUCUGACGCAGAUGAUGCAGCUCAGGAUGAGCGAGGAGAACCGCGCCCGCGCCAGCGAAUCAGAGCUCAUCCAGCGACUGCAGAGACUGGUGGUGCUGGCAGUCAACCGCCUCAUCUACCAUGAUAUCGGCCAGGACUGCUUUGACCUCCUGAAUAUCCCAGAAUCCCCUGAGAGACAGCCUAGCCCAGGAGAGCCGACCCCAGGGCAGAACGGCCUGGCUCCGCCCCUCACCGGCAUGAGAAGCUUUCAGAAGGCCAUUCUUAAGCUGAUGGUGGAGGGGAUGAAGAUCAGCCUGGCUGUGUCAGGGAGAAGCGGAGCCCCUAGGCAGCAGUGGCGGCGGAUGUUGUGGUCCUGCCGGGACACGUUUCGGGUGCAGAUCGGUCGCCUCCUGGUCCACGCGCUGAGCCCUGCCCGCCCGCUGCAGAGCAGGAAGGAGGCUCUGGAGCUGGUGUACGAGCCCUGCCACCCCGGAAUCCUGCAGGAGAGCCUGAGCCCGGGCCUGGAGCAUGGGCCUAAGCUGGCUCUGUACCUGUACGAGCUGCUCCGUGACCACAAGGACAAGCUGAGUAAGGAGGAGCAGACGGCUGGAGGGGUCUUCCUCACGUCCCUUAAACUGUGCGGUCACCGCUGCGUCCCUCCCAACGCGCCCCCCAAACCUGACCUCAUCAAGGCCAUCAAAGAGGAGCAGCAGAAAUACCUGUCUGAUGAAAAUAUGAGCAAAGCUGCCUGGGAGAAGAAGAUGGGAAUCACUCAGAAAAGUCUGAUGCAGAGGCUGGACAGCAAGUCCAAGGACAUCUCCAGGAUGGCAGCAGACAUCACGCAGAACGUGUCCCUGCGGCAGGGCCUGGAGCGCAAGAAGGUGAUCCAGCACAUCCGCCGCCUGUACAGGGGAGAGCUGAGUGCCAGCCGCUUCUGGAAGGAGCAAGUACAGCAACUUACACACGACAGAGCGGUUUGGUAUGACCAGGCCUCAUACCCCACGUCCUGGCAGUUGGACCCCACCGAGGGCCCAAACCGGGAGCGUCGGCGCUUACAGAGGUGCCAUCUCACCGUCCCCAAAAAACACCUGCUGCAGGACCGCCGCAAGCCAGAGGACCAAGUCAAGCCACCACUGUCUUACCUGUUUGAGGAUAAAAGCCACUUAUACUCCUCAACUGUGAAAGACAAAGCUACCAGUGAGCCCAUCAGGUUCACCAGGCGGUGCAUCAAUGUGGCGCCCUCUAGAGAAACUGCGGGAGAACUGUUGCUGGGGAAGUCUGGGAUGUACUUUGUGGAGGACAGCUCUGCUGAAGCCCAUGACACUCAGGAUGCCCAGGAGGAGAUGGAGCCCGCCUCCUUUUCCUGGACUUAUGAAGAGAUUAAGGAGGUCCAUAAGCGCUGGUGGCAGCUGAAGGACAGCGGUGUGGAGAUCUUUUUGACCAAUGGCAGGACCUUCCUGCUGGCCUUCGACAACACCAAGUUCCGUGACGUUGUUUACCAGAAUAUUCUCUCAUCCAACCUGCCCAACCUGCUGGAGUACGGGAACAUCAUGGCACUCACACACCUGUGGAGCACUGGCCAGAUUUCCACCUUUGAGUACCUCACACACCUUAACAAGCACGCUGGCCGCUCCUUCAAUGACCUCAUGCAGUACCCUGUGUUUCCCUUCAUCCUGAGAGACUACACCAGUGACACGCUGGACCUGAACGAUGCUGCCAUCUACAGGAACCUCAGUAAACCAAUAGCAGUGCAGUCUAAAGAGAAGGAGGACCGAUAUGUGAGCAACUACAAGUACCUGGAAGAGGAGUUCAGGAGAGGUACUGCUGAUGGUUGCUCCAUGCCCCCUGUGCAGCCUUAUCACUACGGCUGCCACUACUCCAACAGCGGCACCGUGCUCCACUUCCUGCUCCGAGUGCCCCCCUUCACCGACAUGUUCCUGGUCUUCCAGGACCACAACUUUGACAUCCCAGACCGUACCUUUCACUGUAUGGAAACUACGUGGCGUCUGUCCUCCUACGAGUCCAUGACUGACGUCAAGGAGCUCAUCCCAGAAUUCUUCUACCUGCCUGAAUUCCUGGUCAACAGAGAAGGGUUUGACUUCGGUGUCCGGCAGAACGGUGAGCGUGUGGACCACGUCAGCCUGCCACCCUGGGCCCGGAAUGAUCCGCGUUUGUUCGUGCUGAUCCAUCGGCAGGCGCUGGAGUCGGACCAGGUGUCCCAGACGCUGUGCCAUUGGAUUGACCUGGUCUUCGGGGUGAAGCAGAAAGGCAAAGCCGCCAUUCAGGCUGUCAAUGUCUUCCACCCAGCGACGUACUUUGGGAUGGACGUGUCGGCGGUGGAGGACCCUGUUCAGCGGCGUGCUCUGGAGACCAUGAUUAAGACGUACGGUCAGAUGCCGCGGCAGCUCUUCAGCAGCGCCCACACCGGCCGCACCGCCCCCCACCUCCUCACCGAGAGCGAGCUGCCGGCCGCCGUGGGGCUGUUCGUCCAGCGCGCCUUCAGAGACAGCAAGGAGCCGCUCAGAGAGGUGGUCUGCCAGAGCCCACUGCCCUGGAUCACAGGGCUGAAGUGGGGGGAGUACGUGGGCUCCCCUUCUGCCCCCGAGCCCGUGGUGUGCUUCAGUCAGCCCCACGGAGAGCAUUUCGGCACCCUGCUGGCCCUGCCCACCCGGGCUGUCUGUGGCCUGUCCCGCAACUUCUGCCUGAUGAUGAUCUACAGCAAGGAGCAAGGAGUGCGGAGCAUGCACAGCACGGAUAUCCAGUGGUCGGCCAUUUUGAGCUGGGGCUAUGCUGAUAACAUACUUCGACUGAAGAGCAAGCAGAGUGAGCCACCAGUCAACUUCAUCCAGAGCUCCCACCUGUACCAGGUGAGCAGUUGCGCUUGGGUGCCAGACAGCUGCCAGCUCUUCACAGGCAUUAAGUGUGGGGUGAUCUUGGCCUACCACUGCGGCUUCACCAACACCGUGCCCUCAGAGUUGGAGGUCGACUCCCAGGUGCACCUGUACGGCCACACAGCGGAGGUAACCCACCUGUUCGUCUGUAAGCCCUACAGUGUGCUUAUUAGUGGCAGCCAAGAUGGCACCUGCAUCCUUUGGGACCUGAACAGGUUGUGUUACAUACAGAGCCUGGGGCAUAAGAAUCCUGUCACAGCUGUGUCCGCCAGUGAGACCACGGGUGACAUCGCCACCGUAUGUGACUCUGCAGGGGGUGGCAGUGACCUACGCUUGUGGACCGUGAACGGAGCCCUUAUUGAACUGGCUCAGAGUCGAGAGACCAUCCACUCUCUGGCGUUCUCCAAUCAGCCAGAAGGCAUGUCUGUCAAUGUCAUCGCCGGGGGACUGGAGAAUGGAGUUGUCAGACUCUGGAGCACUUGGGACCUGAAGCCUGUCAGAGAGAUAACUUUCCCCAAGUCCAACAAACCCAUUAUCAGCCUGGCGUUCUCGUGUGAAGGACACCACUUGUACACAGCCAACAGCGAUGGCACGGUGUUGGUCUGGUGCCGGCGGGACCAGCAGCGGAUGAAGCUCCCCAUGUUCUACUCCUUCCUCAGCAGCUACGCGGCUGGGUGACCCUGCACGCUUCCCCCCAAGAAACCAGGGGCUCAGAGCAUGGAGUAACCCAGCAAGAGCUCUAUGACAUACACCAGCCGCUCCCAGCAGAGACAACAGAGCUGUGUACAUACAGGACUAUAAGCAAUCUGAAUGUAUAUACAGUAUAUAUGGGAAUGGAGUUGUUCAGAGACUUUGGCUGAGGGAUUUGACACUCAGAUGGCAAUUCUUCAACCUGGUCCUUAUCAGUCUUUCGUUAGACAUUCAUUUGUACAUUUUUUGUCUGUUGAUUAAUAUUUAUUUCCCUUUGUUGCCACGAAUGUUGUAAAAAUGUAAAGCUUAUUUUACAGUAUUGUUCUUUUUAGACUGCUACAGACCGGCUUUGCCAGACAGGGGUGAUGUUUCAGCUGCUAAUCUUUUUGAACCCACUGUUUGCAUCUCUAGUGAUUAUCCCCCAAAAGUGAAGCACAGUAGCCUACACAGGCUCUGUGCCUGUCACUGAAUUUUGGACCUUGUGUGUUCUCUUGUGGCAGCGUUUAGCUCCUGGGACUCUUACAGUAUCUUAUUAAAAUCAUAAGGAGUCAGAGCAAAAUAGCCCACUUGCAAGACAGAUUUAUUUUCAAGGUACUGUGCAAGUCAUUAUACUCUAAUGGCUCGGAAAAGUCUUUCCUGUGUCCCUUGAAAGGGAUGAGCAGUGAAAUGAAAUAAUGUUUCAAAUGUAGAAUGUGCUUUCAACUGCAGAGGUUCUGCAGAGAAGCCACUUCUGAUCUUGGUGGCUUUCAAUGCUCUCCUGGCUGUCCUGUUUUUACUCUGGGUUAUAUGAUGUUAUAUGUUGGGCUAGAGGACAUGGAGGAGAAAGACUAUUUCCAGGCUGAAAUCACCUGUAACACCAUCCUUUUUUAAAGACAAAUUCUCACUGUUAAAGUGCAUAUCAAACAUAAACUCCCUGCAUUUGCUGCUGCAAUAUUAAUUACUUUAUUUCUAAAUAUUAUCCAUUGGCAGUUCAUAGGACUGUACAUUCUACAUUUCAUAUUAUGCUUAAACACUACUUGAAAGGGAGAGUUUUUGUUAUUUUAUCCUCACGACAAUCAUUUAAUUUUCCAGUGAGUUUUGGAAUGAGCUCAAGCAGAUUUAUGUAACGCUUUGUUAGCAGGUUUCAGAAAUAUAUGAAGCUAAUAAAACAGGUGUCUUUUCACA
Molecule: messenger RNA, 12645 nt
Organism: Conger conger (European conger)
Lineage: Eukaryota; Metazoa; Chordata; Actinopteri; Anguilliformes; Congridae
Product: lysosomal-trafficking regulator-like
Exons: 54
Coding region: 196-11469 (3757 amino acids)
Biological process (GO): intracellular protein localization
Cellular component (GO): cytosol; membrane
Molecular function (GO): protein kinase binding
Source: RefSeq, a predicted model, not a curated record